Molecule: messenger RNA, 318 nt
Organism: Penicillium lagena
Lineage: Eukaryota; Fungi; Ascomycota; Eurotiomycetes; Eurotiales; Aspergillaceae
Exons: 2
Coding region: 1-318 (105 amino acids)
Source: RefSeq, a predicted model, not a curated record
AUGCUGCAGGGCCAUCACGAGGCAUCCAAUGUCACCGUGCUUGCGCUCGUCGUUAGCUUAUCCGAGUCUAUCGCUGCGGCCGCCGAAGCUGUCCGCAAUCAACCAGUGGACUUGGGCAUGUCGGUUGCAGCGCGCGUAUCUCUAAAACAAAGAAUUUGGGGCACCGAGAACAUUUGCGCCAUGGCGUCGAGUGUUGCCAUUCUCGUUGGGAUGUUUAGUGAUUCCAUCAUAGACAGGAGCUACGCAGAUGAACUGACAGCACUAGCUUCUAGGUCCACCGGGAACACCAAGAUUUUCUGGGUCAUUGGGAGAUCGUGA